GGAGAGAGGAGAGCUUGGUUCUCUGUGUCAGAAACCCUCCGAGCUGUUUGACAAGCAGCAGUUUGUACUUCAGUUCUUCCUCGGCUUCCUCAGAGUGGGACGCGCCACUUUUUCUGGGCUGAUCCCCACUUGUGAGAGCCUGCAUGUGACACAACCUGCUGCCUGGAGUAUUGAUAGCCUUAGAAACAUGCCACUAGCCGCAUUUCGGAGGUGCUUGGAGCUCAUUGGCCAGGAUCCCUUUUUCAGUGCAUUCCAGCUGUCAGUGCUCCUUACAAAGACCAAGGAGGUAUAUGGGAUGCCUUCCUCUUUUAACUCUUCUGUAAUCUCUCAGUUGGGUCGCAUUGCCACUCAAUUCUUACUUGACGAAUUGGGCUCUCUUAAACUGUACGAAAUUCAGUCAAUUUCAGCUAUGGGGGCUCUCAACACGUGGACCAGCAGACAGUUGAAAACAUUAUUCUCCACGGUGCUGAACUCGACCAGAAAGACUCCUAGCCAGUUAGACUCCAGCACUCUUGUGGCUUUGGGGCACAUUGUGUGUGGGAUAGAUGCACCAGUCAUGCGCAGUUUGAAUCCAGUGGAGUUCAGUAAGGCAGUUUUGUGGCUGGGUCGUUUGCGUUUGUCCUGUUCUGAGGAGCAGCUGCAGGCAUUGAUAGGACUGCUCAGUCAUAGCUUGACAUUUGGACCGGUCAGCUCCUGGGGAUCAGAGGUCUUUAUUGAGAUAGGAGCGAUUGCAGCGGGGCUGCCUGAUAUAGCCAUGUCUGCUUUGGUGAGGGAACAAAUUGAAGGAAUCACCCCACUUGCCAUCUCUCUCAUCCCAGCGGGCAAAUUUGCAGUAGUGUUUAACCAGGCACAGAUUCGUAUGUUCACCUAUGAUCAGGCCAUUGCUGUAACUGACGCCCAGCGCUCCGCUCUAUCUCCAGUUCAGGAGACGGCCCUGUACAUGGUGCUCAACCCCUGGGAGGACAAACCUGUUGAUUUCAGAGGCAGGUCACUGGGAGUUGCAGUUAAGCCCUGUCCUUUUCUCUACCUCUCCAGCAUCCUGAUAAUGCUGCUGCUGCUGCUGCUUUCUCCUGCUGAUCCGCUGGGAUGAGUUAGGUCUGUCGCUGCUCAAUUGAACUCUCCUUCCCAAAUAUGUGCAAUAUGAUGGAACAGUUACACUUUAUUUUAAGGUGUCUUUGUUACACUGUAAUUAUGUAUUAAUUAGUUAUGUAAUAUAAACAUUAUGUAAUAUUUCAGUACUGCGUAAUAUUAAGUAACUACAUGUACUUACUAUAGGUUUAGGAUUGGGAUUUGGUUUAGGGUAAGUUGCAUGUAAUUAAGCAUAAUUUAUAGUUAUUAAUACUAUAGUAACUGCAUGUAACGUAUAACAAUGACACUGUAAAAUAAAGUGUUACCGAUGUAACUUUAAUACUGUAAAUGUGUAUAUUCAGCACUUUUAAAAUGCUGAAUGUAAUUUAAAAUGGGUUACAU
This is a messenger RNA of Rhinichthys klamathensis goyatoka, 1470 nucleotides long. Its product is annotated as stereocilin-like. The transcript is spliced from 8 exons. Gene Ontology annotation, cellular component: stereocilium tip; kinocilium; cell surface. Gene Ontology annotation, biological process: cell-matrix adhesion. Bases 188 to 1090 code for a protein of 300 amino acids. NCBI's taxonomy places the organism in Eukaryota, Metazoa, Chordata, Actinopteri, Cypriniformes, Leuciscidae. The record is from RefSeq and is a predicted model, not a curated record.